Molecule: messenger RNA, 1498 nt
Organism: Guyanagaster necrorhizus
Lineage: Eukaryota; Fungi; Basidiomycota; Agaricomycetes; Agaricales; Physalacriaceae
Exons: 2
Coding region: 42-1259 (405 amino acids)
Source: RefSeq, a predicted model, not a curated record
GAUAAAGUGCCUCCUGUCGUCGUCAAUCCCGUACAUCCACCAUGUUCUCGAUAAAAUUGUAUAAAAUCACUACCUUCACGCUCGUUAUUUGCCUGGUCCUCGCCCUUGUCGUAUCUUCAGAGGCCAACAGCCAUGCUGGGGUCGUUCGUCGUGACCAUGAAGCUUUGAAUCGGAUGAUGCGCAAGAGGGCGCCGGCCCCUCAGGAUAACGGCGGCACUGCUAAUAGCGCUACUGCCGCCGUUGACAGCACUACGGCCACUACCAGUACCCAAAGUACUACCCAGACUCAGGACCAGACUCAGUCGACAUCCUCCUCUACCACUUCGUCGCAUACAAGCACCUCCUCGAUCACUUCAACUACUUCGACAUCUAUCUCGACUCCUUCGACAACAUCGGUCCCUUCGACUUCGACCAGCUCCACCACUUUGACCACCUCGACGAGCAGCUUGACCAGCAGCAGUUUGUCCCCGUCCACCACCUCUUCAUCCACCUCAACCACCUCUACGUCAUCUACACCUGCCACCACCUCUUCUACCUCGAGUACUGUGCAGACACAGCAGCAGCAAACAACAACACAGGAUGCUACUACUGCCACUCAGGAUGAUACAAGCAAUACUUCACAUUCUACUAUCACGAAAACUGCCUCAGUCGACGAGACAGCCUCUGCUGCUUCCGCCACUUCUUCAGCUGAGACUAGUGGCAACACUUCUACUUCUGCCAAGACUGCCGCAAUAACUGCUCUCAUCGUUGUUGCAUCGUCUGUCGGUGGUAUCGUCAUCUUAUGGACCAUCUUCCGUAAGUGGAAGCUGGGCCGCUCAUCCGAAUUUGACAAGCGCAUGCAGCCUAUCGACUGGCAGCCUACCACUGGCGAUGAUGGUGGCAUUAUCGGCCACCAUCGCGCUACGUCAGACACGUCAUCUUUCCACUCCGGUCUCAACCAUUCCAACAGUCUUUCCGGACGCAGUUAUGGCGCCACCUCUGAGUCCGGACAUGGACACGGCUCCGCAGAGAUGUCCGGUGAAUUGGGGCCUCUCCCCCAGCACGACUUCACUGCCGCCGCGUCCAACCUUGCUCCAGUCGGGGGUUAUGCUGACCUUGCUCGUGGACCUAGUCCUCAGCCUGAGAUGCAGGAGCCGUUGGCACGCGGCCCCAGCAUGACUAGGCCUGUCUACGAUGUCAGUGUUCCUCUUCACCACCAGAUGGGGUAUAGUUCCCAAGAUACGUAUGAUUAUAGCGGUGGGGUCCCGGCAAGAUAUUGAGGAUGAAACUGCGGUACCAAUGUUGUACUAGUACCGAAGUUCGGUCUUAACCCGUGACAUUCUCCUAACGUUCGUUAUUCCUCACAAUCUUUUCUCAGUGAUCCUAUGCCGCUGGGCUUUUACGGCUUUUUUCUUGUUACUCUUGUUUUGACUGAAAGGACGCUGUCUUUCUUUUCUUAGCUGGUAGUUAUACCCAAACUCCAGUGUUACAUGAUUUUCCGGUUCAGUCCUUCAUGUUU